UCUACAACUCCAGAAUAGACGUUUGUGCAACAUCUGCCAGCGAAGGCUAGCCAUAACAAAUAUAAGUAAGUAUUUAGUAAACUCCUCGCUUCAUCCGGGCCCGCCGUCAUCACUCAGCGCGCCAAAAACUUGAAUUCAACGAAAGCGAGCGUUAUCAUUCGUCAUUAUAUCGAUUUCAUUCAUCUCUUGCAUCCAAUUUUUCCACAUACACGCCUACCAGUCAUCAGGUCUUUCCAGGAAGAGUACUGUACCGGAAUUACUCCCCGGUAAACAGCUGCUUUUGUUGUUCUCUUUGAGCCAUACCUCUCGAGACAACCAGGCAAUCGAUAGGUUCUUCCAGGAAGAGAUACUCACUUCAUUAAAAUUAUUUAUCGGCGACUAGCUGCUGUAGUUGUUUCUAUUCAAGCCGUAACCCUGUUGAGACAAAACAGAUGUCAGAUCAAUCGGAAAGAGACGUUAAGAUAGAUGAUAUGCCAACCUCAUCCUCAUCCUCAUCCUCCGAACCCCAUUACACCCUCUCACCCCAUCCACCCCACACUGACUCAUCAUUUCACCCCUUACCUACCGACCCAACACCUCCUCCUCAACCUAUGUGCCUUCGCGAAGCCCCCGGACCCGACAUCUUUUCGGACCAUCGUCCCACUCUUGCCGAGUUCCGCGCCAGUGAAGGUCCUGCCGCAAGAGCUUCAAAACUCAGGGCGCUCUGGAAAUCUCUUCCCGCCCUUCCAUCCAUUCCUGAUGGCGACGAACCCACACCGACAAAAAAGAUGCAGCUUCCUGGCCAGGGUACCACUGCGGCCCUGUCGCCUGAGCGCGCUGAGAGGUUAAGAAGGCUCUACGAAGAAGAAUUGGUCAAGCGUAUUAGCGAGGAGAGACCGGAUAGUUCAUUAUGGGGUGGACCUGAUGACCUUGAGCCGGAAAUGAAGAAUUUAAAGGGAAAAGGUAUCGCGUGGCAAGAUUUCAGGCGGUUCUUAUGGGAUAAGGAAAGAGAGUUGUGGGAUAUCUUCCAGGAACUGGAUCAUAACGCCGACGGCCGUCUUGACGCGCAAGAGAUGAGAGCCGCACUUUCUCGUUCAGGGGUGGACGUCACGCCGGCAACUGUUUCUGAUCUUGUCCAUUUCCUCGCCAGUCCCUCUAACAAAGAAGGCUUACCUAAAGGGCCCUCGCAGGGAGGUUCAGAAGAGGGGUUGUACCUUACGUUCGCCGAUUUCAGAGAUUUCCUGAUCAUGUUGCCCAGAAAAGCGACGCCAUUUGAAAUCUACAAAUUCUACCAAGUCCGGAAACGAUUUUCUGACGGCCGAGGUGCCGCUCGCGUCGACAAAGAAGGCGAUAUAAGCAUCUCCUUCCCCAAAGCCCCCAACUCACCUCAAACAUCUACCGCCGCUGGAUUCUUCCACCCCCCAAAACAACAUAAAGAAGAAGACGAAGAGUUUGCCGACACCCCCGGACCAUACGACGAGGACGUUGAAGUCGUGCAGGAAGAUAGGCAUGAGGCAUGGAGGUUCCUCCUGGCGGGUGCCAUUGCCGGUGGCGUCUCGCGGACGGUGACAGCUCCAUUCGACAGGUUGAAAGUCUACCUCAUCACGACUGAUGAUUUUUCUGCUUUCAAUCGUCAUCCACAAAUCAACCAUCCUUUACAAAAUGGUUUCAGGGCGGUGACGAAUCUGUGGGGAGCGGUGCAGAGGAUUUAUAUGGAAGGUGGGGGAUUGAGAGCGUUCUGGGUUGGGAAUGGAUUGAACGUGACAAAGAUCCUCCCUGAAUCCGCUAUCAAAUUCGUCUCAUAUGAACAAUCCAAAAAAUUCCUCGCCAAAUACUGGGAUAAAGUCUCAGAUCCGUCAGAACUUUCCUCAUCUUCCCGUUUCAUCUCUGGCGGCGUAGGUGGUAUCACCUCCCAAUUGGCCAUUUACGGUCUCGAAACCCUCAAAACGCGGAUACAAAGUGAUAUUGGCCCGAACCAAGGAUGGGAACAUGUGGUCAAGACAGCAAAGGAAAUGUGGAGAGCAGGAGGGGUCAGGACAUAUUAUCGCGGACUGACGCUGGGUCUGGUCGGCGUUUUCCCGUACAGUGCGAUUGAUAUGGGAACAUAUGAGACACUCAAGACGGCGUAUUGUCGGUCGACAAAGGCGGAUGAGCCGCCGGUAUUUGCUGUACUCUCGUUUGGAGCGCUUUCAGGUUCUAUUGGCGCUGCGACUGUUUAUCCUGUCAACCUCCUUCGAACACGACUUCAGGCUUCUGGCUCAUCUGGCCAUCCACAUCAAUACACUGGUUUCCGCGACGUUAUGCAGCAGACCCUCAAGAAUGAAGGAUGGAGAGGCCUUUAUAAAGGGUUACUGCCUAGUAUAUUGAAGGUGGGCCCCGCAGUGGGUGUCAGCUGGAUUGUGUAUGAGGAGUCGAAGAGGAUGCUGGGAGUUUAAGAAUGAAAGAACGAGUGGUUUGGUCAUGAGGAAUGAUGAAUUGAUGUAUGAUGAAGGAUGAGGAAAUGGAAGGUGAGAUGGAAUCGAAGAGACGGAAGACGGACAGUUGGAAGAAGACGUCAGAAUUCAAGAAACUCAAACAUAAAUCUUAUCGCAUAGAUACAAUCUUCUUCCUCUUUAAUUUUUCAACAUAAGCAUGAGUUGCGGACGUAGAUGUAUUGUAAACUGCAACAAUGAAUUUGAUGUCAUCUGCCGGGAGAGGUAGAGGAUUCAUCAACAACAAUAUGCA
Cryptococcus deneoformans JEC21 is the source of this 2703-nucleotide messenger RNA. RefSeq names its product mitochondrial carrier protein, putative. NCBI's taxonomy places the organism in Eukaryota, Fungi, Basidiomycota, Tremellomycetes, Tremellales, Cryptococcaceae. Gene Ontology annotation, molecular function: calcium ion binding; ATP transmembrane transporter activity. Gene Ontology annotation, biological process: transmembrane transport. The transcript has 7 exons. Bases 432 to 2414 code for a protein of 660 amino acids. The record is from RefSeq and is a predicted model, not a curated record.